CUACGUUAUUUUCUUAUGUCACCACACUUAAAAAUUCUUUAAAUUACCAAAAGAAUUACCAUAAUUUCUCUCCCAAUAAUUUCAUGGCCUAUAUAACUGCAAAUCUAACCAGAGUUUAGGGUUUCCCAUUUCCUUCAAUUUAUCGUCAACAUCAUCAUCAUCAUCAUCAUCACCAUUAUCAACAUAUUCAUCUAUAAUUCCAAUCUCUUUUCUCCAUUUAUGAGAAGAUAUUCCUGUGACUAUAUAAAAGAUUUUGGUUGAUUUGGACAUGAUGUUUGCUGGAAUGAUAGUUGUUGUUCUUGAUCUUGAUCUGAGUAAAUCUUGAGCGAAACACGUAUUGGUAUUUAUGGAUUUGGAGAGUGAAUGCUCUGCGCUUGAAUUUGUGGAGGAUAAUGAAGUAACUCAACACACUGUACCUCAUGUUGAUGAUAAUAAGAUCAAGGAUAAUCAUAUUGAUAUUUACAAGGUUAAGGAUAAUGGGUUGUGUGCAAAUGAUGAUGAGACUCAGAGGUUGGCAACUGAUCAAAGUAUGCAUUCCGAUGCUUUGACAGCUGAUAAUCAUGUGAAGGGUGCUGUUGAGGUUGUGCAGCCAAUGCAUUCACCUCCUUUAACAGCUAAAUCUCCUGAUAGGCCGUCUCCUCCUUCAACCAAAGGGUAUGGAUUGAAGAAAUGGAGGCGUAUCAAGAGAGACUUUGUUAAGGAUGCCACGGCCACUGCAGACAGCAGUAAAAUAUUGAAGCGGGGUUUGUCCAGUUCAGCAAAUCCAACUAAACCUCGACAUAUGGCAUCACCUGAGAUCAAGCAGAAUAGUGAGGGUCCUGUUGGAUCUGUUAAUAUGUUGAAAAACACAAGUGUUGCUCAUGGGCUAAUGAUGCAUAGCCCCAGCUCAGAUUCCAGGUUUGCAGUUGGGGCUGCUAUUGCUGCUGCAACAGACUCUGACAAUAGCGAGGAUCGGAGUAGUAAGUCAUCUACAGCAGCCAGUGUGCCAAAGGUGAAGUAUGACCUGCCUGCAGUUUUGGGGUACAUGAACGAGAAAAACCAGAUGAAGAAUUUAGGUGGGAAGAGUCUGGGUAAUUCAAGUCAAAGAUUUCAACAGGGAAAGGGUCGUGUUGAAAGCAGCAAGAAGCCCAGAGGAGAAAGGGUCAAAAUCGAGAAGGAAAACUCUCAUUCGAGCAUGGAAUCUGACUCAAGAAGCUCCAACUUUGUCUUUAUGCAGGGUCCAUUUUCAGUGACAAGUAACGGAAAGCAAAGUGGAAAGCCCAUGAAUUUUGAUGGGGAAAAUAGUGAUGAAGCUCAUGAAGGCGAACAAAUGGUUGGUGAGGAAGUUCAAACUGCUUAUAGGAAGGAAAAUUCAGGUGAAAUUGAAGAACUUUCACUGGAUGAUUUACCUGCAGAUUUAUCUUGGGAAGCUAAGGAAGAAAAAAGUGACAAUAAUCAGCCUUCACCAGAUCAAGAUCCAUUGGUUGAGUCUAUUUUUGCCCUCCAAUCUGUCCAGGAAGCCCUUGAAAAAGAAGUACAGAAACUAGGGGAGGUAGGAAAGGAACCUACAUCACUGCAUGAUGAUUCAGUUAAUAUUAACAGUGUUCCUGUGGAUUCUACUUUUUCUGAUCAUGAAAUCCAUGAAACUAGCUCAUCUGACCAGUUAGCUUCUGACAAGAUUAGAGAAAGUACUUCAGGUUCCAUGGAAACUCAGGUUUUCACCUUAACACAGAAAGUAAAAUAUUUGGAGAGCAAACUGGAAGAAGCAAGAGCUGUGCUUCAGGUGAAGGAAUCAAGGAUUUUAGAACUGGAAACCAAUGCAAACAGUAGCAGGUCACUGAAGGAAGAUUCAGGAAGCAAUGCAGAGUUGCAGCAAGAUAAAUAUAGAGAAAUAGAAUUCGACCUUGAGGGCCUCUUUCAACAAAAAAUAGAGGCUGAAAUUGAGUUCCUAGCUCUAACCAUGGCAAUACAGAAAUUGAGAAUUUCUUUGGGCAAUCAAGUCACAUUACUAGAAGAACAAACAUCAUUUGCAGGGAAGCAGGCACAGAUGCUGAAUAAGCUCGGAGAGGCAGAAAACAAGGCUGCAAUGCUAAAGAAAGAACCAGAGGAGUUGGAAAAGUAUUGUGGAGAUGUCGUAGGUCCUGAAGAAGUUUUGAAGAUGCAGAGGAGGGUUUGUAAGGUUACUUCAUGUUUUUUCACACAGUUGGUGUUACUGGCUUUAGUGUUCUUGUUCAUUGUCUUGCAGUUGUCACCCCAUUCAGGGGUGGUUGUUCCCACCUGAGUUAAAAGAGAAUAGGUCCUCUUUUGUGUAUUCUAAUGUUUGUAGGCAAUGUUCCAAAUGUAAGAUUUCAUUGUUAUUAUAAUUAAGAGCCUUUUCUUUUCCUUUUUCCCCUCUUUUGAUAACACCACAAUUUGGUCAAAAGUGGAAACGUUUUCAGGCUUGAUUUGAGCUCCUUUCAAUACUAGUUCUUACCUACAAGGUUGGUUUUCAGUCAA
Molecule: messenger RNA, 2475 nt
Organism: Theobroma cacao (cacao)
Lineage: Eukaryota; Viridiplantae; Streptophyta; Magnoliopsida; Malvales; Malvaceae
Gene: WIP2
Product: WPP domain interacting protein 2
Source: RefSeq, a predicted model, not a curated record